AUGGAAGCUCUCUUUCAGUCCAGUUCCAUUCUCAUGAAGGUGAAUACCUUACAAGGGAAGAAGAUGGUGGAGAGUGGCCUCCAGUCUGGAGACCUGUCCCUGUCCCAAUCAUGGUCCUCUUGCCUCCCACCACCUGCGGACCUGGAGAUCGUGCAGCAGAAGGUGGCCGCGGUGCAGCGGGAGCUGGAGGACUUUAAGAAAGAGGCGCUGAAGGCCAUCCAUUAUCUGGAGGACGCCUUCUGUGAGAUGAACAGCAUCCUGGUGCAGCAAGAGGAGCAGGCUGCCCGCGUGAAGCAGCGGCUCCGGGAGGAGGAGGACCGGGGCAUCGUGCGCAACAAGGUGCUCACCUUCCUCCUGCCCCGCGAGAAGCAGCUGCGGGAGCACUGCCAGCGGCUGGAGAAGAUGCUGCUCCGCCGAGGCUGGGAUGCGCCGGCUCCCAUCAGGAAGAGCCAGGCCGACUGA
Messenger RNA from Jaculus jaculus (lesser Egyptian jerboa), 462 nucleotides. It is a transcript of the gene Ccdc182, whose product is annotated as coiled-coil domain containing 182. The record is from RefSeq and is a predicted model, not a curated record. Bases 1 to 462 code for a protein of 153 amino acids. The transcript has a single exon. NCBI's taxonomy places the organism in Eukaryota, Metazoa, Chordata, Mammalia, Rodentia, Dipodidae.